Megalopta genalis is the source of this 504-nucleotide messenger RNA. Its product is annotated as reactive oxygen species modulator 1. NCBI's taxonomy places the organism in Eukaryota, Metazoa, Arthropoda, Insecta, Hymenoptera, Halictidae. Gene Ontology annotation, biological process: protein import into mitochondrial matrix; protein insertion into mitochondrial inner membrane. Gene Ontology annotation, cellular component: TIM23 mitochondrial import inner membrane translocase complex. The record is from RefSeq and is a predicted model, not a curated record.
UUAUCGCAUAAGCCAGAAAGUACAAACAUGGCGCUUGCCUUUCCGCACAAUCUCAAUGGUGAAAUGUGUUAACAAAAUUCUUCGAAAGAUUUGUAAAUCAUAUAUUAUAAAGAAGUACACAGAAACGUAAACGCAAAUCAAGAUUUUACGACGCACGUUUAAAAUAGCAAAAUGCCAGUAGUACCAGGAGGAGUGUAUCAACAAACUCCUUCAUGUUGGGAUAGGAUGAAAAUGGGUUUUAUGAUUGGAUUUUGCGUUGGUAUGGCCUCUGGUGCUUUGUUCGGGGGAUUCUCUGCACUUAGGUAUGGAUUAAGAGGAAGAGAACUGAUAAACAACGUUGGGAAGGUGAUGCUUCAAGGCGGUGGAACAUUCGGUACAUUUAUGGCCAUAGGGACUGGGAUACGAUGCUAGGCACUUGAGAACUGUUAUGUUUAUACUUUAGGGCACAGAGGAUUGUAGCAAGAGCUCACUUUGUUCAUUUCUUAAUAAAAAAAUUUCUAUGUA